UUUGUCUCCAGAGUCAAAUAUUUACUAAUGCAAUUGUAUUGUUCACAUUUCACAGAAAUAACACGUUAGGAAAGAAGUGACAAUAUGGCAACCGCACAGAAGCAACGAAAUUCUUUGAGCGCCAUGAUAUUCCCUAACAAGAUAUCAACUGAGCAGCAAUCGCUGGUAUUAGUGAAGAGACUGCUGGCAAUAGCUGUAUCUUGCAUUACUUAUCUAAGAGGGAUCUUUCCAGAAUAUGCAUAUGGAACAAGAUAUCUAGAUGAUCUCUGCGUGAAAAUACUGAAGGAAGACAAAAACUGCCCAAGCUCUGGUCAGCUAGUGAAAUGGAUGUUAGGAUGCUACGACGCACUGCAGAAAAGAUAUCUCAGGUUGAUCGUCUUAGCGGUCUACACCAAUCUGGAGGACCCUCAGACAAUUACAGAAUGCUACCAGUUUAAAUUCAAGUACACCGACAAAGGACCAGAGAUGGAUUUUGUAAGUAAACAUCAGGGGGACAAUUCCACCAUCACGUGCGCAGAUACAAAGAAAGCAAGCAUCCUGCUGCUAAGGAAGAUUUAUGUUCUGAUGCAAAAUUUGGGCCCGCUGCCUGAUAAUGUCUGUCUGACAAUGAAACUCUUCUAUUACGAUGAAGUCACCCCACCUGACUAUCAGCCGCCGGGUUUCAAAGAAGGUGAUUCUGAGGAGAUGGUGUUUGAGGGGGAGCCUAUAUAUCUCAAUGUGGGUGAGGUCCCCACCCCUUUUCAUAUGCUGAAAGUUAAAGUGACGACCGAAAAAGACCGGAUGGAGCAGGUUGACCGGGCCAUACUAACGCAAGCGGAUUCGUUGACGCCUCCAAAGGCACAGCGACUUGAUGAAGGACACAGCCAGCAAACAGAUGAGGAUUUUAUUACAGAAAAUAAAAUGAGGGAGCAGAGAAAUGCAAAGGAGGCUUUGCACAUCAGAGAGCUAAAUUUAACAUGUGAAGAAGAUGAAAUUAUGAAUAUAGAAGAAAGCCAGAAUUUGUCCAUCGAUAAUUCUCAGGUAGACUGUCUAGUAAAGAAUACUGCCGAACUCGAAGUCUCUGAGGGCAAGACUCGGAGUGGAAGGAGAUUUCAGUGCAACAAAGGUGGUGUGGAAAAGGGCAAAGCACUAAAAUGUCCUAAAGACAUACAGAAGAGGCACAGCUUGGGAUCCAGCAAGCCAGUCUUUCAUUUUGAAUGCUCUCCAAGCCAAGGUUUGCGUCCUAAGCGGAGACGAUUCAGUGAACCGAAGGAGCAGUUUUAGAUGGGAGCGUCUUGAUGUUUUCGUUCCGCUUUGUUCUGCAACGUUCUGACUAAUUGUAACUAGUCUUUGGACAUUUUGAAGAGAUUAUCAUUUAAACUGUUUAAUGUUCUUCAGUGUCUUUUAUAUGCAAUCCAAAAGUGCAGCUUUUGAAUCCAGAGGUAAAUGAAGCUCAAAUCAAGAAAGACCCCGCUUUCAUUUACAUUAGC
Messenger RNA from Heteronotia binoei (common prickly gecko), 1469 nucleotides. RefSeq names its product HORMA domain-containing protein 1-like. The transcript has 14 exons. The record is from RefSeq and is a predicted model, not a curated record. NCBI's taxonomy places the organism in Eukaryota, Metazoa, Chordata, Lepidosauria, Squamata, Gekkonidae. The coding region runs from base 85 to 1263 and encodes 392 amino acids.